Molecule: messenger RNA, 2967 nt
Organism: Camponotus floridanus (Florida carpenter ant)
Lineage: Eukaryota; Metazoa; Arthropoda; Insecta; Hymenoptera; Formicidae
Exons: 11
Coding region: 690-2678 (662 amino acids)
Molecular function (GO): protein binding
Source: RefSeq, a predicted model, not a curated record
UUCGCAACGGUGUAAACAUACGAAAAUAAUUCUUACAUUUGUUCGUUGAAAAGCGCACAAAUUGACACGAGAUUUAUUUUUCGGUAGAACUGGAAUUAAGCUCGUUAAAAUCAAAUCCGAUUUCAAUUCCCGUUCAGAAUAACGUUUUUGUCUCGUUGCCAAAUAAUCUGUCUGCUUUAAUCAAUUUUAAAUCCGCGCUGCGCGUAUAAAAGCGAGACGAUGCGCGAAGCGCUACAAAUCAAGACGCAAUUAAAAUUUCGCCGCGGGCUUUUUCGAGCAUCUGGAAAUGCGACGCGGCUCCUGAAAUUCGCGCGGAAGUAUCCUAAUUUUCCAUCAGAGUGGCAUUGUAACACCUGGCUGAAAUUCGCGCCUGCGUGAUGACGGGGCCUCGCUCCAGCCCUCAUAAGACUUUCGGUGCGAGGGUGCAAUUUAAACUUUGGCCCAGUAGUCAAUCAACCCCUUGACGAACGGACGAUCCGAAGAAAGUCAGUGAGUGGCAAAGAUAAAUUUAAUUUGCGCGACUCGAUAUUGUUCGCGCAAAUGGUGCGACUUGUGCCGCCAAGUUCGGUGCAUUGCUUUCAAAAUAAGAGACUCGUAAGAAUUGCAUUUCGAUCGUAAUUCAAGAAUAAGAGGCAUCGAUUGCGAUAAAGUGUUUUCCGGAAGAGCAGAUCAUAAACGUGAACACGAUCAUGGUCUUGAGCGGAACGCUCACAGACUCCAAUUUCUUGGCUAUCACAUCGUUUAAGAUCAAAUUUAAACCGCCUCUUCCCAAAUUUCGAUCUUUGACGAUGGUAGGCGAUCGUAGAGUGAAGCUCGUGGCGAGCAAUGAAACUACCACGUCGAUGGACACCGGCGACAACAACCACGUUGUCUCCACUGUACAACCGACCACCACUCAGCAAAAAGUUCGACGAAUCCUCGAGGAGCAGGCGAGGUGGCAAGAGAACGAUUCACGUAGACGCGUUAAGUGCACAUCGGGCACUACUUGCUGCGUGGUUAACAACUACAGUAUCAUUGCCUCUAGAGGCGAACUCGCUCGAAAUAACUGCACCGUGAACGAAACAACGGCGACUAGCGUCAUCGCCAGGAAACGGGCAUCGUCGAUCGUCAACGGGAGAAUCCAGUCCAAGGAAGAGACUGCUCGAACCGGCAUUCUCGCCCAAGAGGAAUCAAAAGGAUCUAAGAAUAUAUCGAAGGAUUCGACAAGAUCGAGAGGCAUCCAGCGAGGAAUAAUCAAGUCCGCUUCCGUUCCGAAGGAUUUGAAGGAAAGUCUUCCAGCGAGAGAGAGAACAUUACAGCGGGUGUCGGGGGAGGGCAUCUUGAAGAGAUCUUCCGCCUUCCUGACGAGCUUAGCGCAUCAUCCCUCCAGCAAGCUCGCCGAGAGGAACUCCCUAGACGAUAAGUCGACCAAGUUUCUCAGGCCGACCGAUAGCUACGAGCUCCACGGUUCCUCGUCCUCGAGAUAUUCCGGGUUAAAGGAAUAUUUCUCGACCCUGACAAACGGCGACGCUCAAGUACGUGUUCUACGGCAAUCGCCCAGCGUUCAGACCUUGUCUACGAGCUGGAAGAAAAAAGGCGUCGGAGUGAAGAAAUCGGUCUCCUUUAGCUCCGACACCAGCUUCGAGGAAAAACGUGCACCGUAUCGAAAGACUGCCGUCCACGAAGCUAAGGUCUAUCGCAAGGGCGUGCUUCAAGAUCGCGUACGCGAAGAACCGAUUAAGACAAAAGUGCCACCCUCGUGGGAAAUACCCUCCGGGGGCCCUACGGCCCUACUGAGGGCUGCCAGAGAGGCGGACGACACCGGUCUCAAAGAGAUCGUCGCACAAGCCCGAAAAGUAGGACUAAAGGGUAUGGAUGUCAACGUAGUCGACAGUAGCGGCAGGACAGCCAUAAGCUACAUGGCUGGGAACGGUGCAUCGACAAUGCUGGAACUGGCGCUCUCCUUCGAAGGCGUGGAUCCGAAUCUGCCCGACAACGAGGGUAACACGCCGCUUCAUUUUGCCGCUCAGGCCGGACAGACCGAAUGCCUCAACAUCCUCCUGCAGAGAUGUCCGGAUAUCGAGGUAGAUGCUAGAAAUACCUUGGGUUUCACGCCGCUUAUGAAAGCCGCCCUUCAAGGCAGAACCAAAUGCGCCAAGAUUCUUCUGUUUGCUGGUGCAAAUCCUACAUUACGCGAUCACGGUAGAGGUUUGCGUGCCGAACAGUGGGCAAGAUUCUGUGGUAGAUAUAUGUGCGCCGAGGUGAUUGAGAGAUUCGCGAAACAUCGUUUGUUGGAGAGGACAACGUCCUGUCGUUGGGGCAGCGAGCCCGAAUUGGCUGCGAAAAUAUUACAAGGAAAAGUGAUACCCAUACCUGCGACGCCUCUACCGCAACCUUCCUCAGGAUUGAAGUCGAAAAUAAGAAAAGUAUUUCGCACUACCUCAAGUCCAGAUCGAACUUUCUCUCUGGUAUCACAACUCACCAGCGCGGCUCUCUGCGCGAGUAGUCCAGCUCUGCCAAAACCAUCACCUGUUGUAAAGAGUCUUCUGCGACCACUGAGUGUACCUCAAUUAAGGGUGACAUUGGUUUCGCCGCAGGAUUUCUUGGAGAAAACUUCGGAAAAGUACGGAACAAAUUUUACGGAUAAAAUUGAAAAUUCCAUCGCGAAACCGCUGCGCUCGAAAAAGAAGAGCAAGUAGUUUAACGCGAAGCUAUCGCGAAUUCGAGCUGCGUUUAGUCGCUCGUUAUGCGUUGAACAAUCGAGAGGAAAGAUGACGCAAGUAUGCUUGACGUAAGACAGCGAGAUGAAGAUAGUGAAGUCAUCUAUUUGAGAUCAUUUAUGUGUUACCCGAUUUCACUAUUACCUAUAAUCAAACAGUCGAGCGUCAUCCGGAACCGCGAAUCUUUAAGUAGAUCUCAUAGGUUUCCCGGUUUUACCUCGCCAAGAAAACAUUAGCGAUGCAUUUCUCGGAUGUGAAUGUUCGCGAA